UAUGACAUAUUGUGAAAUCAUGAGCGUUUUAUCACCGAGGUAUGAAUUAAUGAAGUACCGAGUGCGAUCUCAGAAUAAAAUAUUAAUCAGACGACAAAUUCCGACGUUCGACGAGUGUCUGGCUUUUACUGUGGCGAAAAAGGGAUUGGCUUUCAAUUAUUCCCGGGACCUGAGAAAUAAACACUCCAGUGAAAUCGAUAUUAAUCGAUUCAACUGUCAAGUACUGGCGUGUCCAGAGGUCGAUUCUUCCGGUUCACUAGUUGAGGACAAGAAAUUCAAUUAUUACAGUUCAUAUCCCCGAAAAUUAAUGCUCGGAAAUAGAACGGCAGUAUGUGUGCCGACAAUUGGAUUAUUUGUGCAUAUCGAAAAGCCGGAUAAUUAUACAAGUGCUCAAUUAACUUGUGCCAAAUUCGAAGGCAAAUUGGCAAAUAUCAUGAGUGCAGAGAGGACGGCUGGGCUAUCACCAUUUCUUUAUUCCGAAAAUCCUGUUUACGUGGGAUUGAGUAAUCGAGGCGAAGAGCGAUAUUGGAGGAAUGAAUUUGGAAAUAAACUGGAGUGUUCUGAUGACCGACGAUGGGCCGAGGGAGAGCCGUCAUCACGAGGAUGUGUAGCCCUGAUUCGUGCCAACUUUCAUGGGAACAAUCACACCUUUUGGAAGGUAUUCCCAUGUCAUCGAAAAUUCUCAUUCAUCUGUGAAAUAUCGCCGAGAUAUGAACCAGAUCUGUUUUUAAAUAAACUACAAGCCACCAUUCACAUUAAGGCAAAGAAAAAUUUAUUUCACUGAAAUAUUUACACUUUUUUUUUUCGAUUUCUAGCCUGCGAACAUGAGGCCCUUUGUCUCUCGAUGCACUUUUUUAACGUUUAAAAUAAAGUUAAUGAAUUAAUUUGUGCGAGACAAUUGAUAGUAAUAUUUACAUGAUUUUAACAUGAUAUUUAUUGUGUUUAUUUCACUCUUGAAAUAAUUAAAAACUAUGGUAAUAUUUCUUUUCUCAAUUUUUGAAUCUCCAAGGCUCAAAAAUGUCUUUCUCAUUAAGUACGUAAUAGAUAAUUUGAAAGUACCAUGGAUCAAAAUUAUUUCCUCUUAUCUACAUUUUAAAUAUUCUCACUCAAUUAUAUCUGUUAAAGAUAAUCAGACGGAUAAAAAUACUAGCAGAUGCUGCCCUUUGUUUUCUGUUUUCUGUCUUGUGUUUCGUUCUAUUAAAGUGGUAAUCAAUACGGCGCGAUUAAGCGCAUGCUAAUGCAUACGAGCAACUCUUCUACCCAAUUUCAUCAAUCUGUUGGAUCGUUAUGUCUUUUGGGAGAAUUAUAAAAGUACAAAAAAUAUGAAAUUGAUCGUAGUAAUAAAUAAUUGGUUUCUACUCAGAUAAAAAUUAC
This is a messenger RNA of Fopius arisanus, 1374 nucleotides long. RefSeq lists its product as uncharacterized. NCBI's taxonomy places the organism in Eukaryota, Metazoa, Arthropoda, Insecta, Hymenoptera, Braconidae. Bases 2 to 784 code for a protein of 260 amino acids. The record is from RefSeq and is a predicted model, not a curated record. The transcript is spliced from 3 exons.